CUUUGUUUCCCAGUCCACGAUCCAACCUCAACUGAACCUUUUGCACGCCCCUUUCAUCCAGUUGUAUCUUCAGCAAGAUAUCCUCAGCCUCCAGCCCUAAAACCACAACCACAUCCAUCACCAUGCCUCCCAAGAAGACCGAGACCAAGGCCGCCGAUGCCUCUGCCGCCGCCGCUCCUGCUCCCGCCGCUGCUCCCACCUCUGCUCCCAAGACCAAGAGCCCCAGCACCCAUGCCUCUUACCUUGACAUGAUCACGGACGCUAUUGUUGCGGUAUUUAAACCCCCUCAUUAUCUUUGUUGUGGCGUGUUUUGGUUGUGGGCGCUUCUCUGGUCGGUGAGCAAAAUGAGACAAUUGCUCUCAUGAUGCACGCAACCAAGAGUCACCCACACCACUCACCACCCUUUUACUGUCCCUCAGUCGUGCUGAUUCCUUCUUUUUGUCAUGCUACAGCUCAAGGACCGCGCUGGAUCUAGCCGUCAAGCUCUCAAGAAGUAUGUCCGUGCCAACAACACGCUCGGCAACGUCACCGACAACAUGUUCGACUCGCUCUUCAACAAGGCCUUGAAGAACGGUGUCGACAAGGGUGUCUUUGAGCAGCCCAAGGGUCCUUCCGGUGGCACCAAGCUUGCCAAGAAGGUCGCUAAGCCUGCUCCCAAGAAGGCUGCUCCCAAGAAGGAGACCAAGGAGAAGAAGCCCGCUGCCGCUAAGAAGGAGGGUGCCGCCAAGAAGGAGACCAAGGAGAAGAAGGCUCCUGCUGCCAAGAAGGCGGCUGCCCCCAAGAAGGCUGCUGCUCCCAAGAAGGAGGUCAAGGAGAAGAAGGCGGCUGCCCCCAAGAAGAAGGCCGCUGCUCCUGCCGUUGCCGACAAGGAGACCGUCCUCACCAAGACCAAGUCUGGCCGUGUCGCCAAGAGCACCGCUAAGCCUGCUGCCGCCAAGAAGGCCGCUGCUCCCAAGAAGGCUGCCGCCAGCAAGAAGGCCGAGAAGGCCGAGCCCGCUGCCGAGAAGGCAUAAACUCGUUCCUUUGGGAUGAUGUUUUUGUCUCUUUUUUUGCGCCUCGGUCUCUUCUCAUGAUGUCUUUAGUCAUUUUUUCACCACCACUUGCGAUGUGACGGGCUUACUCGAAAGGCGUUUGGGGAAUCAUAUUGCUUGGGAACACUUAUCAACAUAAGGGGGGGUUUUCAUUGGUCUACAAGUCAACGCGUUUUGCUCUUUUUCACAACAUCGCCACAGCGCGCGCGGGGGGUAGCUUCUUGUUUCUGGCUUUCAUGUAUCUUGGAUUCACACAUCACUCAUGGGGAUUGAGGAGGUUUGGAUCGUUUGUGCUGAAACGCAACGGAGGGUAGGUUUGGGCUACAACCUAUGGAUGAUUGGGAAAUGGGAAACGGGCGACCGGCGGCUUCGAGGGUGUCUCAAGAAGCGAAGGACAUACACCAAAAAGCCUUAUCUUGGAUACUGCAUUGCAUAUAUAAUCCGUCUUGGAACGAUACCACUUUUUCUUCUUCAAAUACCCUGAGCAAGCGCUUUGCCCUUUUAGUUUGACAUGGCUACCUGACGAUUUCGCAGUGUAGUUCUGAAAAAGCCGAGAAUUUGGUUUGAUGAAUACGAAGUUUGGAGCGAAGGACCUUGAAGCGAUGAUCUGGCGGUCUGGUAGUGAUGCUGAGUCCAGAGGCGAGAAGGCGGCUUCAAUCGCUUCAUUGUAUCUGAAAUAUAUCACGAGGGAUACCCUAUUGCUACGACGAACGAAAUUCGCAAACACUUUUUUUUUUUU
Messenger RNA from Neurospora crassa OR74A, 1770 nucleotides. RefSeq names its product histone H1, variant (gene hH1). The transcript is spliced from 4 exons. Gene Ontology annotation, biological process: nucleosome assembly. Gene Ontology annotation, cellular component: nucleosome. Gene Ontology annotation, molecular function: DNA binding; structural constituent of chromatin. Lineage: Eukaryota; Fungi; Ascomycota; Sordariomycetes; Sordariales; Sordariaceae. The record is from RefSeq and is a predicted model, not a curated record. The coding region runs from base 444 to 1013 and encodes 189 amino acids.